Messenger RNA from Arthroderma uncinatum, 1551 nucleotides. RefSeq names its product cytochrome P450 2H2. Lineage: Eukaryota; Fungi; Ascomycota; Eurotiomycetes; Onygenales; Arthrodermataceae. Gene Ontology annotation, molecular function: iron ion binding; monooxygenase activity; heme binding. The coding region runs from base 1 to 1551 and encodes 516 amino acids. The transcript has 4 exons. The record is from RefSeq and is a predicted model, not a curated record.
AUGGCUAUCCAGACGAUAGUGAUUGCUAUCGUGGCUCUCGGGUAUCUGCUACUCAAAUACUUCAACAAGACCGAUGUUGCAAAGGUCAAGAACCUCCCGGAAAUCCCCGGGGUGCCUAUGUUUGGCAACCUCCUCCAGCUCGGGAACUCACAUGCGAGGAGAGCAGCAGCAUGGGUGAAACAAUACGGUCCGGUCUUUCAGGUUCGAUUAGGGAACAGGAGAGUGAUUUUCGCCAACAGUUUCGACUCGGUGAAAUAUUUAUGGAUAACCCAUCAGUCGUCGAUGAUUUCGCGCCCAAAACUACACACAUUCCACUCUGUAGUGUCCAGCUCGCAAGGGUUCACAAUUGGAACAUCGCCAUGGGACGAGUCCUGCAAGAGGCGCCGCAAAGCCGCGGCUACUGCAUUGAACCGACCUGCGGUGCAGUCUUACAUGCCGAUUAUUGACCUAGAAGCAACCACGAGCAUCAAGGAAUUGCUAGCUGAUAGCAAAGAUGGGACAGUGGACAUCGACCCGAACCCAUAUUUCCAACGAUUCGCCCUCAACACCAGUCUAACGCUAAACUACGGAAUCCGUAUCGACGGCAGCAUUGACGAUGAACUCUUGAAGGAGAUUGUUACGGUAGAGCGGGCGGUCAGCAACUUCAGAAGCACGAGCAACAACUGGCAGGAUUAUAUCCCACUCCUACGAUGGUGGCCUACCAGCAACACACAAUCGAUCGAGUUCAGGGAGCGUCGAGACAAAUACAUGAGUAAACUUCUAGAGAUGUUGACGGAACGCAUAGCGAAUGGGACUGACAAGCCGUGCAUCACGGGGAAUAUCAUCAAAGACCCAGAAGCAAAACUCAGCGAAGCGGAGCGAAAAUCCAUCUGUUUGACGAUGGUUUCUGCUGGUCUCGACACUGUUCCCGGGAAUCUGAUCAUGGGUAUCGCUUAUCUGGCCUCCGAGCAUGGGCAAGAGAUCCAGGCCCGCGCUUACGAAGAAAUCAUGAAGGUCUAUCCGGAUGGAGAUGGCUGGGAGAAGUGUCUUGUCGAGGAGAAGGUCCCGUAUAUCACAGCCCUCGUCAAGGAGAUUCUGCGCUUCUUUAUUGUAAUUCCGAUUUGCCUACCCCGAGUUAGCAUCAAAGACAUCACCUGGAAUGACGCCGUCAUACCUGCUGGCACAACCUUCUUCAUGAAUGCGUACGCUGCCAACUACGACUCCACCCACUUUAAGGAGCCAUUCGAAUUCCGACCAGAGCGCUACCUCGACGUUUCUGAGGGGACGGGAACACCACACUACGCAUACGGUGCUGGUAGUCGCAUGUGUGCCGGCUCGCAUCUCGCUAACCGGGAGCUAUUCACUGCAUUCCUCCGUAUUAUCUCCGCUUUUACGAUUGUUCCGGCAAAGAAUCGAGCAGACGAUCCCGUCCUCGACCCCAUCGACUGUACGGACAACAAAACAUCGCUGACCCUCGAUCCUCGACCGUUCAAAGUGGGAUUCAGAGUGCGAGACCGCGCCCAGCUCGAUAGAUGGAUCAGAGAAUCAGACGAAAGAACGAAAGAUCUGUAG